AUGAACCACGAUUAUACAAAGGGCCAGAUGAUCGGUCUGGCCUUGGGUUUUAUGAUAAUCCCCACAGUGUUCUUUGGUUUGCGCUUGUGGGCGAAGAUGUUGAUGGCCAAACGAUUCGCAUGGGACGACUAUUUGACUGGGAGUGCGCUGCUGGUAGCUAUCACUUGCUGCACGUUGCAGCUAGCCACUGCUGUCCAUGGCCAUCUAGGGCAGCAUCAACCUCAGUACCCCGACGGAUCCCCCAUCAUGGACGAUCCGGGAUUAAUAUUCUUCGAGCAGACCAAGUUCGCCCUCAACAUGAUCUCAAUCCUCGGCCUUGGACUCGUCAAAUCCUCCAUCUUGGUACUGUACAACAACAUAUUCAAAGUGCGAAAGUUCCAGCUGUGCAUCUACGCCAUGCUUGGCUUCGUGAUCUGCUGGACGAUUAGCUUCUUCUUCUCGCACCUCUUCACUUGCUACCCAAUCACCGUCUUCAUCGAGCCUUUUUACGGGAACAAAUGUGUCCAGACGGUUCCGAUGUUCUUUGCGCUCCUCUACACGGAUGUCAUUGCGGAUUUGGUCAUUCUAGUUUUGCCAAUCCCAAUGGUCCUAAGCGUGCAACUGCCACUGAAGAAGAAACUAGCCGUGAUCGCGAUGCUGAUGCUGGGUGCAGCCGUCUGCGCUAUCAGUAUUACGAGAGUAAUCGCCACUUACGCUGUCGCAAACGAGUACAUCAAGCAUCCGAACGACGUGAUCUAUUACACGGCACCCGUCUUCUUCUGGACGAACAUCGAGCUAUCCCUAGCCGUGGUAUGCGCAUGCCUCCCAACACUACGGCCAAUCUAUCUGCGCUUCUUCCCAAAGCCCAUCCGGGAAACAACGUCGAGCUACGGCUACGGAUCCUCAAGGCCUAUGGGAACGAAGAAAAGCAGUCUGGGGCCUAAGUUCAGUCACAAAGCGUACGACGAGAUCGAAGAGCUGGAAUUGACUAGUCACGGCCAAGUUCCGUCAACGUCACCGGAAGGAGGUAUCAUAAGAAAGGUCACUAUACAUCAAACUACGGAGGCCUCUGAGGGCUCAAGUAUGACUAGUUUGAGAGGGAAGAGUACUAGCUCUUAA
Messenger RNA from Lindgomyces ingoldianus, 1098 nucleotides. RefSeq lists its product as uncharacterized. The transcript has 6 exons. Bases 1 to 1098 code for a protein of 365 amino acids. The record is from RefSeq and is a predicted model, not a curated record. Lineage: Eukaryota; Fungi; Ascomycota; Dothideomycetes; Pleosporales; Lindgomycetaceae.